This is a messenger RNA of Rosa chinensis, 1122 nucleotides long. RefSeq lists its product as uncharacterized. Bases 1 to 1122 code for a protein of 373 amino acids. The record is from RefSeq and is a predicted model, not a curated record. The transcript has 3 exons. NCBI's taxonomy places the organism in Eukaryota, Viridiplantae, Streptophyta, Magnoliopsida, Rosales, Rosaceae.
AUGAGAAUGAUUUUUAGGAAUUUGGUUCGUUACAAUUCUGAUUUUGUUGAAGUGUUUGUGACUGAUUUGCCUUCGAGUAGUGAAAGGUUGGUGAGUAAUACAGUGUGUGAGGAUUCUAAUACCAUACUUGAGGAGAAUGAUUACUUGGGGUGUUAUAAGCCAGAGGCACCGAAGAGUUAUAUGACAAAAGGUUGGGAGAGUUAUAUUCAUUCUGAAGGCCAAAAGUUUGAGGGUGGGGUUGUUGAGUUUAGGGAUAAGCUGCAUAAGUAUGCCAUAGAAAUUGGCUUUUCAUAUGAGUUUGUUAGAAAUGACAAGAAGAGUAAGAUGAUGGGAUCCAAGGUUGUCAAGUCUAUUGUUCUUGAUAAGAUUCGUGCCAAUCCAAACAAAAAGGCAAUUGAUAUAGCUGAUGAGAUCAAGAGUGAUUAUGGUUUGGAUGUUGCUUAUUGUACAGUUUGGUAUGGUACGGAGUUGGCAAAAACAGCCUUACAUGGUGAUGAAGCUAAUUCUUAUGCUCAAUUACUUUGGUUUAGUGAGUGUGUUAUGAAGUCAAACCCCGACUCUAGGAUAGUGAUUGAGUUUCAUCGAGAAACACAUAGGUUUCAGCGUAUGUUUGUGACCUAUGGUGCAUGGAUGAAGGGUUUUCAAUCUUAUAGACCUAUUCAUUUCAUUGAUGCUACAUUCAUUACCAACAAGUACAAGGGGCAGAUCAUUGCUGCAUCGGCUAGUGACGCCAAUCAAGGUUUGUAUCAAGUUGCUUAUGCUAUUGUGGAUUCUGAAAAUGAGAGUAAUUGGAGAUUUUUUCUUGAGAUUUUGGUUGAAGAGUUGGCAAAACACCCUAUGAGGAGGGUGACGUUCAUUUGUGAUUGUCAUGUUGGGCUUGUUAGUGCUUUCCGUAGAGUGUUUCCUAAUAAUCCACAUGGGUUUUGUUUUAGACACCUGAUAUCUAACCUUUCUGACAAAUUUCCAGCUGGUUCUUAUCUUAAGGAUCAGAUUCCUUACUUGUUUAUGUGUUGUGCUUAUUCUCGUACACCGGAGAUAUAUGAGUUCAACAUGGAAAUCUUGAGGAGUGAAGGCGAUGACAUAGUUGCUCAAUUUCUGGAGGAUCUCCCCAAGGAGAACUAG